AUGCUGCUGAAUUCAACGCUGCGUCUGGGUUAUCUAGAGGGUGCCAAGGAUGUGGACCCCAAGUUGCAAUCCACCUUGAAGUUAGACCGACCCAGCACCGGCACAAGAAGACCCAGCAGCAGUACACAAGACAGAAGACCAAGCAUACGAGUGGAAGAGAGAAGGCCAAGCACCAGCAUUCCUCCAGGAAGCCAGAAAAGCCCAGGCCAAGGAAGCCGGAAGAAUUCCAAGGAUCGAUCUCAGCGGUUGAUUUCGCAAGAUCCCGGAAGGGAUCGGCCUCCAGGACCUCUCUCAAGGGAAGUGUCCAAGAACAAAGAGACUUGGCAAUCGCUGGAGUGGACCUAUCAGCCACAGAAGGAGGUGCAAAAAGAGGGGUCAGUGGUGUAUACCGUGAGCACCCCUGCAACUGCUGGCCCUCGAGCGCAUCAACCUCACUUAGUCCGCACCACUCGCAUUGAACCUGCGGCAUAUUCCAAGAAGCGCCCUCCCAUUCCGCCAAAAAAGGAGCAGAGAGAACAAAUCACAGUGACUGAGAAGGAUUUGUUGAGAUGUGGCAGCGACCUCAAGAAGUUGAGAGAGUGCAAUAUCGUAGAGCAGAAUGUUCCAGAGCGAACACUUCCCGCUCCGUUGCCCCCGCAGCCACCUUUGGACCUGUCCUUCAAGAGCAAGUUUGCACUGGAUUGCCGAGAAGGUGCAGACAUGCGAGAUCCAUGGAAAGAUUUGAAGCACCCUGAUGAAGAUCGAGUUUUGACAGUGGAAGACCUUGUGCUGAACCAGGUCUACAUCAAAGCGCUGCUUCCUCGAAAGAUUGAAUUUGAUGAAGCGAACUCCCCGGAGAACGGCCGCGGCCGCAAAACAACUAAGCUCCGAAGGAGUUUGAGUGCAUCCACAAGGGCGAGUUCUGCGGAUGGACGGCAGACUUGGCCUGAAGAGGGGGCAAGGAAGUGGUCCACCAAGCGCGCCAGCAGUCUGGGACGGGCUGAUAGCUUUGAUGAUGAGAUGCCCAUCCUGAGGCUUGGGAGCAUUCAACCCAUCUCCACUGAAACGCCUCGAUCUCACAGAGAAGAUGAGACACCAGAAGCCAAGCGAGCAGCAAGGGCCUUUCUUCAAGGUGCUCACAAGAGGGGCGAGAUGCGAGCAGUUUGGAUGGCACUGGACCGAAACACUGGCGCUGUGCAGCUCUACCAGCAGGAUGCUGGCACUCGCUUAGAGGCCGCAUUUCGCUCAGGGCGAAGCAGUGUGCCGUUGGCGGGUCUAAGCCCGGAGCUUGAGGGAGCCAUCGUUACGUUUGAAAAAGACGACCGCACCGACAAGACCCUGGACGUGUCCGGAAAGGUUCGGCAGGUGGAUGGCACUCAGGCAGAAGUCAGACGUUUCGAGGUCACGGCCUACAGCUAUGAGAUGUCAGUCCAAGUGGUGGGUCCCAGUCAGGGAGAACGGUCUUGGCGCUUCGCCUGCAGGGGCGAUCAAGCAGAAGACAGGCUGGUGCCGCUACUUGGAACUGAGUUAGUCUCGCCGCCUUCCCCAACCUUGCCGCCUGUGUCUCGCACUCGACCGACAUAUUUCAUCAAUGAAGGUGCCCACUGGGGCUAUGACUCGGCUCAAAAAGCCCUGGGAGUCACCCCUUUCCCGUUCCAUAUUUUCGUUAGUGGCUGCUGCCACCUUCCGAUGGUGGCGCAGAGGCAUGAAAACUUAUUGGUGCUUGCAGCCUUUCUACUUUUGAGAUAUGUUCAUUGUGUGCAUGCUAAUGUGGGAUGCGAGGACUCCCGGUCCUGUGCAAUUCUUCAAGAUGUCGACGAUAGACAGGCAAGUGCCUUGCUCCAGACGGACGCCUCUCAUCGAGUGGUCCGCAUUGACUCGCAGGGAAGCUCUCGAGAAGAAGAGCCGUCCCCCCAAAGUCAUGAGCCAAAGGCCAAGCCAGCAGCAAGUAAGGUUGGCAUAAAUCUUUCAGUCAAGUGGAUGAAGAAUCCUCUCCCAGUUAAUGAGGCAAUAGCAGCUAUCCCACGUAUUCAGGAGUACCUGGGCUUGUCGCGGCCAAUUGAGCGAGUUAAGACUUAUGACUUGGCGCCUUCCAAUCGCGCGAUUGUGGAGGAGCUUGUCCGACAAUCCAGCAGAACAGAUGCGGGUUACUCAGUGAAAGAGCUGGUCAUCGGCAUCGGGAACAAGGAGCUGCCAUUCGUUGAUAUGGACUGGCUUCGGGGUAUAGCAGAUGACUUCAAAGGUGCUCUGCACAUCGCCAUCGGCAAUGAGCCCGACCGUAGUGGAGUGCAUGCAGAUCGAGUCCUUGAUGUCCUCAAAGCCCUUAGAGCUGAGAUCCCAGAAGCACAGGUCACGGUGCCUUUUGCCUAUUCCAUUAUGCACAGAAGUCACCCUGUGGAGAAAUCAAAGCUCGAGAAGGAAUUCAUUGACGAGUACAAGAAUGUCCUGCCGUUAUUGGACUAUUUCACCAUCAAUAUCUAUCCGUUUCUUAGUUCUGGCACCAAAGGGGUUGCCAUGUCAAACCUGACUGGUCCUGAGAUGAACUUUUUGAACGACCAGAUCUCUGCAUUGCGCAUAGCUUUGGAUCGGGACUUCCCCCGCAACAAUCUGCCUUUGGCAAUUGGUGAGACGGGAUGGCCAUCCUGUGGUGCUGCGCGCGCCUUUCCAUACUCCUUCGCCACCUUGCCCUAUGCGGAACGCUUUGUCAAGAAUGUGGCGAAUUGGAUGGAGUCGAGUUUAUCCGAUGGCCGAAUCAUCUCCGGGCAGCUCUUCACUGCCUUCGACGAAGAAACAAAAGGCACAAGACCGAGCGAGCGGUAUUAUGGCAUUCUGACGUCGAAGGGUGAGAUCAAAAAUGACCACUCUUGCGCCAGCAAUGCGACUGAACCUUCGCAAGCAUGGUUGGAGGAACUAUAUCCAGAUUGUGAGAGUGACUUGGAUUGGAUGGUUAAGAAUUUUGACAAUCCAUUCCUGGCAGAGAAAUUUGCGAAUAGAGAAAUGGAUGGAUCACUUUGCUCCUUCCAGCAGUAUCUCUACGACCGCUGGGCAUCAUGCCCUCCAGUCUCCAGAGUGCCAGGGGACUUUCUCCCUGUGGAAGGGCACAUAGUCUAUGGAAAAAGGACAGCGCAAACAAAGUGCUGGAGCCAGCGCUUGGCGGACAAGUACUCAGAUCGUGGUGCCGUCAGCAAGCCAAACAUAUCCCAUUUGACGGACAAAAGGGCUCAGGCGCCUUCAAGCAAGAGUGACUCGCAGUCCUCAGAAAUUAGCCCACUACCAGACCGUUUCGUCGGUGAGGGCAUCGAGCCUCCAAUGGUAACAAGACCUAGGACCCUCCAGGUUUACUGGAUCAACUUGGAGGUUUCGAAAGAUCGUCGCGAAGCUAUGGAGAAGAUGUUUUCAUCUCUGAGCAGCAAGCUGCCAUCCAGCUUGAAGCUGCAAGUGGUUCGAGUACCUGCAGUCAGCGUCCAGGAGGUGAAGGAGAUGCAGAAGAAGAAUGCCUUCUCAGUUGAGGCCAAGUUGAUAGACGCGUGUCACGACGCGUGCCCAGAACACCAUUCCAGGGGAGAGCUCCUCUACACGGAGAUGGCAUGCAGUCUAUCCCACUUGCGUGCCAUCGAGCAGGCUCUGGCAGGAAAUGCCGGUUUAGCCUUGAUUAUGGAGGAUGACAUAGAGAUCUAUCCCGAAUUUGGAGCAGACCUGGAGCGAUUGCUCACAGAUGCUCCCACAGGAUGGAGCAUUCUGCAGAUGUCGUCGGUGAGUACGAAGGGCAUCUUGCAGCUGGCGAGCUCCGGCUCCAUGUUUCAACCGCGAGAGCGGCAAUUCUACGGCACAGGGUCGUACUUGAUAAAUCUGUUCGGAAUGACGCAGUUGCGGGAUCGAUAUGCGAACAGACAGUUUCUGCGAAAACCAUGGAUGCCUGGCGCGGAAUCGCUUCAGGCAGAGGGUGUCAUUUACGAUGCUCUACCCGAAGGUAGCGUGCACACCAGCACGCAUUUCUAUUUUAAUGUCCUGGACUUUGCAACGACGGUCCAUGUCAUGAGCAACUCCUCCGAGUGGUACGCUGUGUCCAGCGUUGCAUGGCAAAGGAAUUUUGUCCACCGACACCGGGGCCGUUUGCUCCCGGCAACACCGACCGUAACAACACCAGAGCGACUGGUGAGGUCGUCUUUCUUGGCCAUGACCACCUUGGUUUGUAGAAACAACACUGGCUUUGACGGAGAAAGUCGUUCCAUUGCAGCCUCCAUUCGCGCGAUGGCGCCCUACAACUUCUCAUGGGCUGUAUAUGUGAUCGUUCCUGAUAGCUCGGAGGAAGGAAAGUGCCCUGGUCUCGAGAGUUUUCGAGAGCUGCGCCAGCCGAAUGUACGCAUGCUGUACAGAGUCUCUGGAGGGCGCUUCUCCAAAUGGGUCUAUUAUACGGAGGAUGUGGAGCAGUUCGCCAAUUAUGAUUUCCUUAUGGUUUUUGAUGCAGACAUGGGUCUUUCUACCUUCCCAUGGGCAGAGUAUUUUCGCCGUUAUGAAGAUUAUGCAGCGAAAUGGGGAAUAGCCCCAGUGACUGGCUCAGUCCGGAACCGAUCACCAUUCUAUCCCUUGAAGGCUGAGUGGUGGACAAAAUGCAAUAGGAGCAGGAUACGCUUUGUUGAGUCUGACUUGGUGGAACAGUGGUUCGCCAUGUUGACUGGCAGCUUCGCGACCUGGUAUUUGCGCAAAGUGGUUGAGACAGGAAUCAUCCUGGAGCAGAGGGCCUUGGGGGUCGAUUGGGGCGUCGACUCUACCUGGUGUGGAGCUGCAGCUGAAUGGUCCAACAGGGAGGCUGGCUGUUUGCUGAUCCCCAUCGACAUGUACCAUGGGGACACCAAGAGUCUUCAGCAGGACGUGGUGUUCCAUCAAAAUGGUGAACAUUUGACGAAUCUCUGGUGGGAGCGAGUGCCUCAAUGGAUGCAUGUCUCCCAGGUGUGGCUGGGAUCCUUUUUCCAGGACCACAUGCUCGGGUGCUCGCCGGUCGGGCUGGAAGAGCGCUACCACAUGCCCAUCGAUUUGCGAUCUGUAGUCCCCAUUGUUCCGACGGGACUUCCAGACAAUCGAAGCCACCACAAUGUGCAGGAACUUGAUUCUGCAUCUGCAUCUGCCUACGCCUCGAAUGGAUCCAACAACAGCAAUGCAUCCAAUGUGUCCCAUGCCAACACUACCACUACAGAUGAACCUGAUGAACGCUCUUUUGCAGGGCGUGCAAACAACUUGGCAUUGCUAAGUACCUUUCUUGCCAUGCAGGUCUUGCAUUGAGAUGCUGGGCCAGUUGGAGAGGACGGGCCUGGAGUGUCCAUGUGCUCUAGCUGGCUCAUGGGCCUCAUGGGGCUGCACUAACUCUCUUACUUUUACAGCUUUCAGGGUUUUGGUUUGAGCCAGCUUGCAUUUGCAACUCAUGUAAAGCCUAAUGCCGUUCCUGUUUUUGACUUCUAUUUGGUCUCCUUUGGCCAAAUGCUCCGCAAACAACAGCGGCAUUGGACAGAGCGAACAAGAG
Molecule: messenger RNA, 5497 nt
Organism: Cladocopium goreaui
Lineage: Eukaryota; Dinophyceae; Suessiales; Symbiodiniaceae
Source: the annotation of a GenBank genome assembly